Messenger RNA from Fukomys damarensis (Damara mole-rat), 2110 nucleotides. RefSeq names its product protein phosphatase 1 regulatory subunit 15A (gene Ppp1r15a). Gene Ontology annotation, molecular function: protein phosphatase regulator activity. Lineage: Eukaryota; Metazoa; Chordata; Mammalia; Rodentia; Bathyergidae. Gene Ontology annotation, cellular component: endoplasmic reticulum; protein phosphatase type 1 complex. The coding region runs from base 266 to 2110 and encodes 614 amino acids. Gene Ontology annotation, biological process: response to endoplasmic reticulum stress. The transcript has 4 exons. The record is from RefSeq and is a predicted model, not a curated record.
CUAUAAAUACCGGGCAGACUGCGUCACUGCUAACCCGAUUGAGUCGCAGCCUUGUGGAUCUUUACAUGUGAGACGCCAAGCGACCCUACGUGCGUUUGUCGCGACAGCGCCUGCGGCAGCCGUGCUCCUUGAAGCCCACCAGAUCAACGCCUGAGGCGAGAUGAGCGCGCCUGUCUCCCGAUCCCAUUGGAACUGCGAUCACUUUUGGCAACCCGAGCCCGCGCUCCUGCCUCCGGGGUGACACGCAGCCCUGCCGCCCAGACAGAUGGCCCCAGGCCAAGCUCCUCAUCACACCGGGCCCUGGCAGGAUGCCCACACUCCAUACCUACUGUCCCCGCUGAUGGGCUUCCUAAGCCGGGCCUGGAGCCUCCUGAGGGGGCCAGGAUCCCAACUUCCCCGGCUGCUUGAAGCCGGAACGGUAGCAGAUGAGAUAGAAACUGGAGUGGAGGAAGACAGCAGAGCCGCUGAGGGGGAUGGAGAGGCGGCAGCAGGGCCCAGCCUCGAACUGAAAGCCAGCAGUUCUGUUCCUGAAGCCUGGGGACCUUCCUGUGGUGAGGAUGUGGAGAAUAUCAAGGAAGAAGCAGACGGGCAGCCACCAAGGAAAUUCACGCACAGCCAGCCUGCGCCCCUGUCCGCCAGCCCGCUGCUAAGUGCCCUGCCAGGUACUGAUAAGAGCCCCAGAGAGGAGCAGGCUGAAGGAAGGAAACCUGCUGAAGAGGAGAGAUCUCCCAAGGCAUCUUAUCUUGCAUCACAGCGCCAGGGUGUUCCCUCCAGGGAGGAUGAGGAGGAUGGAGAAGCUGUCAACAAAGAAGCUGCUGCCACCUCUGCUUCCUCUUUGGCCCCAAGGCCCAAGCCCAGCACUUGGCUGUGUUGCCCAGGGGAGGAAGAGGAGCGAGCCACGGAGGACAAAGGAACAGAAAAUAAAGAAGCUGGGGAGGCCCCCAACACCCCCUGGAGGUCAGGCUCCUGCCCCAGGACCUGGCAGAGUCACUCAGAAGGAGCAGCGGAGAAGGGAUCAAAGGCCAAAGAAGCAGCCAAGAAAGGAGAAGCUGACCCGGAACCACGGUCCUCAGUUCCCACCCAAGGGCUCCUGUUCGGGCCCUGUGAGGGUCAACCCAGAGAGAACGCAGAGGAAGAGGAGGGGGCAGAUGAGGCCUGGGAUUCCGAAUCAGCCGAGAAGGAGAAAGAAGCUGAGGGUUCUUCUACCCCUACCACAAAUGCCUUUCUAAAAGCCUGGGCGUAUCGGCCUGGAGAGGCCACAGAGGAAGAGGAGGAGGAGGAGCCAGAAGAUGAGGACGGAGAUUCAGAAUCAGCAGAAGAGGGAGAAGCUGAGGCUUCCUCCACCACCAGCCCCUUCCUCAGGGCCUGGGUUUAUCGACCUGGAGAGGACACUGAGGAAGAAGAGGAGGAAGAUGAGGACAGAGAUUCAGGAUCAGCAGAAGAGGGAGAAGGUGAGGCUUCCUCCACCAAUCCUUUCCUGAGGGCCUGGGUUUAUCAGCCUGGAGAGGACACUGAGGAAGAAGAGGAAGAGGAGGAUGAGGACAGAGAUUCAGGAUCAGCAGAAGAAGGAGAAGCUGAGGCUUCCUCCACCACCAGCCCCUUCCUCAGGGCCUGGGUAUACCGGCCUGGAGAGGACACAGAGGAUGAUUGGGAGGAGAACCAGGACGCAGGAAAUGAUUCGGGAGCAGCUGAGGACAGAGAAGCUGACUGGGGCCCACGCCCCUCCCUUCAGCUCCCGGGUGCCCCGCAGAGGGCCUGGACAGCGCCACCGGCAGGAGAGACAAGGGAAGAGCAGGCUGCUGAGGUCUGGGCUGGAGCUGAGCCCGGCCCUCUCGCUGUGGCCAUCUAUGUCCCUGGACAGAAGCCCCCGGCUCCCUGGCCUGCUCCUAAGCUGCCCCUUAGACUGCAGAGGAGGCUCCAGUUGUCAGAGACCCUCACCCAGGAUCGGGACCCUGAAACUCCCCUGAAGGAUAGAAAGGUGCGCUUCUCCGAGAAGGUCACCGUGCAUCUCCUGGCUGUGUGGGCUGGGCCCGCCCAGGCCGCCCGCCGGGGCCCCUGGGAACAGCUCGCCCUGCCUCCCUGCCUGGAGCUCAGUGGGAGGCGUGGUUAA